Messenger RNA from Drosophila guanche, 3090 nucleotides. It is a transcript of the gene EloA, whose product is annotated as transcription elongation factor B polypeptide 3. The record is from RefSeq and is a predicted model, not a curated record. Bases 332 to 2422 code for a protein of 696 amino acids. Gene Ontology annotation, cellular component: nucleus; elongin complex. NCBI's taxonomy places the organism in Eukaryota, Metazoa, Arthropoda, Insecta, Diptera, Drosophilidae. The transcript has 8 exons. Gene Ontology annotation, biological process: transcription elongation by RNA polymerase II.
AAUUUCUUCAGAAAUCGUUGUGAAUGGCUCUUCCAGCCAGCACUUUAAUAGUAAAUUUACAUUUUUGCCAGCCUAAAUGUACUUAAAACAAUAGCAGAUUCGCUAUAGCCGCUGCCCCGAAGGGCAUUUUUUGUGUGUGCUCCUGUGUGUCCUCGUGUUGAUAUUUCGUGUUUUAAAACCCCGUGCAAAUAGCUCUUGACGAAGCUGCUUGCGUGCCAAUUUUCUGUUGGGUCUAAGAAAGUGGUCUCUGAAGCAGAAGAGAAGCGAAAAGAAAAGUGAAUAAGCAAUUUCACGUUAGCAGAGCCAGCAGCACCUCGAUCCUCUCACGGCAAUGACUUCCACAAACAAUCUGGUCGAUGUUGUGCGUCACUAUCAGCGGAGCAUCGAGAGGCACGGCGAGGACGAGAAGAGGCUGAUGCACUGCAUCACAAAGCUGUUCAAUCUGCCCAUCAAAUUCGAGCACCUGCAGGAGACGGGCAUUGGCAAGACUGUGAAUGCCCUGCGAAAAUUCAACGGCGAGGUUGGGGUGGCCGCCCGCACUCUAGUCACACGAUGGAAGGCCAUGGUGGCCGCCGAGGAGGAGCCCGCCGAGCCAACGCCAUCGGCAACGGCAAACACAAGCCACGAGGAGGAUUCGGGAAAAUCGAAUGGUCGGCGAUCCAGUGAGGAUGACAAGGAACAGGAGUACAAAGGCAGCAAUUCAUCCAGCGGCGACGACGAUCACAGCAGCAGCAAGCGAAAGUCCCGGCACGACGAGAGCAGCUCCAAGAGCAAGUCCGAGAGAAGCAGCAGCAGUAAGCAUCACUCGAAGAGCUCCAAGUCGGAAUCGGACAAGAAACACAAGAGUAGCCGCCAUGAUAGGUCGAGGGACAAGGACAAGGAAAAGGACAAGGAAAGGGAGAGCCACAAGGAGUCCAAGCAGCACAGGGACGAGAGAUCGAAUGGCGAACACAAGACUAAGGACUCGUCCUCAUCAAAACAGUCGCGCAGCAGCAGCAGCAGCAGCCACAGGAACAGCACCAGCACCAGCCACCACAGCAGCAAAUCCGAGAGUCACAAAAGCGACAAAGAACACAGCGAAUCAAAGCACGAAAAGAGCUUGAAAGAGGAUAAAGAAAAACCUAAACACUUCGAUCAAAAAACGCCGAAAGGUAAAUCGGAUAGGCACAAGUCAUCUUCCUCAUCGUCCAAGUCAUCCAAGCGACAUCACAGCCCGCAGCAGCAAGAGGAGGAGUUCGCCACACCCAAGCCCAAAAUAGCGAAAACCAAAACGACCAAAGAUAUAACCGGUCAAGAGGAGUCUGUGGAUGGCUUUGACUCCAGCAUGGGAGCCAAUUUCGAUGACGUUCUCGGCAUGCUCAACAUGCCCAUGAGCAGCAGCAAGAAAAUCAGCUUCAAAGCGAAGCAUGUGGUCAAGCCACACACCACAGCAGCCUCUACUUCCUCAACAUCAUCAGCAGCAGCUGCCGCAGCAGCUGUUGCACCAUCCUACAGGGAGGCUUCCUCCAGCAGCAGCCGACCCGUCACUACCAAAAAACCCGAGCUAUUGGCCUCCACCGCCAAGCUGGAGCCACUGGAUCCGAGCAUUGCCCUAGAGCUGCCAACCAUUUCGAACAACUACAAACCCUUGCCCCUUAAUCAGACGGUCAUGGAUGUGGUAUUCAACCAUGGCGGGGGAUCCCACAAGUCCUCUGCCGCGCGCUACUUCAACGAAUCGGAGGCCCUGGCCGCAGGCAUUUCCUCAAAAACAAUGCGCACUAAGAUCUACUCAGGUGUGAGGACUGGCCAAAUUCUGCAGGUGGCCUCACUAUUUGAUCUGUGCACUCGCGUCCUUCAGAAGAAUAUUGAUGCCUUGGAGUACACCGGUGGCGUACCUUUUGAGGUACUUCGACCGGUUCUGGAGAGAGCAACGCCUCAGCAGCUGUUAAACUUCGAGGAGUACAAUCCGUAUCUAAUGGAAGACAGCGAUAUCCUAUGGCAGAUGCAUGUCACGCGCAACUGUCGCAGUCAGAGGCGUGAGGAGAUGGAGACAUGGCGUGAAAUGUUCUUGCGCUGCCAAGAGGAGAAGGAUCGCAAGCUCAGCAUACUCGCGGAGAGCAUCCGGGCCUCGCAGAAGAUCAGCGAGGCUCCAGUGCGCAAAACUCAGUUGGCAUUCGUAGACUCGAUGGUAAAGCCACCACGCAACGUGCAACGCAAGCAGGAGCAGUACGGCACCAGGGGCAAAAUGAUAGCCACACCAGCCGCCCGAGUGGCGGCCCUCUCCAGUGUGACGCCCAAUGCGGCCAAGGUGGGCGAUGCCCGACUGCGAGUACUGGGUGCCGGGCGUGACACGGCGCAAAUGGCUGUGGCUCCGAUGCGACCCAAAAAGGCCCCUCUGAUGGCCAAGACCUUGCAGUUUAUGCGCGGACGCCACAAGAGAUAGAAGGUGGAAUAGUAUGGGGCAGCUAUUACAAUGUUACAAUCAAUCUUAUACUCAAGAAAGCACAUCAUUAACUUCAAAGUGUAACGCGGCGGCCGCAGGUUUUUCUUUUCUUCAGGGGAGAUUCGAUUGCGGCACGCAACAUCCGGUACCGCUCACGUUCUUAUUUAUUCAUGUUCUAUCCCCUUGGAUAAUUCUAUCGUGUACUAUAGCUCCUAAGUUUCAUUUAUAGCUAUUGUAAGUCAACGUUUUGUUGUUGGAGAAAUUCGAUUAUGUUCAAGUUAGUAGUUGGAUCUUUUUAAACUCAAUUGUCAAUAAGUAAAAUUUUAAAUUUAAGUUCGUUUGUCCCAGAGGGCUGUGCGAGUGUCGAAAGUCAAACAGAGGAGAAGAGGUGGUUCCAGGCCGUUUCAGAUUCAGACUCAAAAUUGUAUAUAUAUCUAUGUUAAUCCCACAUGUUAAUCGAAAUUUAUAAACCUAAUGCUAUAAUCAAAGGUCCUUUAUUCCACUAGUAAGCCAGGGAAAUUGUAUGAAUCAGUCAGUAAUCAGUAGCUCAAUGGCCGACCAGCGACUUGCUGACAUUUGAAAGGAGUCGAACGAUCACACUAAUUGUUAAUAUAAUGGGAUAAAUUAUAGUAUAUAGAAUACAACCCGCCCCCCCCUAACAGAGACAA